AAAGAUAGAACCAUCUUCCAGCCACUGGUUCUGCUUACCCAUUCCUCCCUGCUCCCUCAAAAUCUGCUCAAUAAACCCUAGUUCUGAAAAAGCCCAAAAAAAAAAAAAAAAUCCCCGAAUUUUUUUCAUCAAAAUUCUCUGCGUAAAAUGCACGUGCUUGCUUGCGCUUCGUCUCUCCAUGUCCAAAUUCCUCGACGUUUUGGACGGCGAGAGGUCUUCUUCGAUGGAGCUUCUUCACUUUGCUCUCGAGACAAGCUGUCAGCAUCUGGUUCUUGUUCUAAUGACGAUUUAAACGUCUCUAAAUCAGUCUCUAGGUCAAAUAAUAUCAAUGGAGAAUUAGGUGAAUUGAUGUGGAAGGACAUUCAUCUCAUGACACGCCGAGCAUUAUUUUCUAGUUCAGCUAUAUACACAUAUUUCCAUUCUUCCAGAAUAUGACAGAGGAGCUUCAAGAAGGAGGUGGUUGUGCUUCAAAACGAGGAGGCGGAGGCGGAGUUGCGGGAGGCUGAGGAGCUUUAUGAGGAACAAAGAGGAGGACGAAAAGCUUUGAUGAAGAAUAGAGAAAAGUAGAGUUUUGGUGACGGAGAGAGGUAGUGGAGCUUCGACAACGAGUGGCGGUGGAGCUUCGACAAUAAGAGAUGCUUGUGAAGCUCCGAUGGUCUUCAACGACGAGGGAUGGUGGCAGCUAUUUAUGUUAGAGUUUUUUUGUUAUCGAACACCGGAGAGAGAUGAAUCGAGAAAAGAAACAGGUUUUAAGUUAAAAAAAUGGUCAGGUUCAGGUUGGGCUCUAGUCAGGUACAAAAAGCUCAUGUAUU
Messenger RNA from Asparagus officinalis (garden asparagus), 812 nucleotides. RefSeq names its product protease Do-like 8, chloroplastic. The transcript is spliced from 3 exons. Lineage: Eukaryota; Viridiplantae; Streptophyta; Magnoliopsida; Asparagales; Asparagaceae. Bases 148 to 435 code for a protein of 95 amino acids. The record is from RefSeq and is a predicted model, not a curated record.